This is a messenger RNA of Arxiozyma heterogenica, 732 nucleotides long. It is a transcript of the gene EFM5, whose product is annotated as protein-lysine N-methyltransferase. Lineage: Eukaryota; Fungi; Ascomycota; Saccharomycetes; Saccharomycetales; Saccharomycetaceae. Gene Ontology annotation, molecular function: protein-lysine N-methyltransferase activity. The record is from RefSeq and is a predicted model, not a curated record. The transcript has a single exon. Bases 1 to 732 code for a protein of 243 amino acids.
AUGUCUGACUGCGAUUCCGAAACAGAGUUAACCUUAUCAGCCAAUGCUCUAGCUGCUUUAGCUGAAUUUAGACAAGAAGAAAAGCAACGUCAAGAAGAGUUUCAAAGAUUAUAUGAUGAAACAGAUAAGGAGUAUCAGAAAAAAAAGAAACAAGAAGGAAUGAAAUUAUUCCAAGAAGACUGGCAAUUAUCACAAUUUUGGUAUAACGAUUCUACAGCGGAUACACUUGCGGAUGCCCUUUUGGAUGGUGCAAACAAAGAUACAAUAAUAGCAAUAGUGAGUGCACCAUCUGUUUAUGCUGCCAUUCAAAAAAGGCCUGCUAAUGAAAUACCCACAGAACAUAUUUACUUGUUUGAAUUUGAUAAAAGAUUUGAAUUAAUGGCAGGUAAAGAUCAUUUUGUUUUUUAUGAUUAUAAAGAUCCAUUGAAUUAUAACUGUUCCAUUCGUGGGAAGGUCAACAGAUUAUUAAUUGAUCCUCCAUUUUUGAAUGAAGAUUGUCAAACAAAAUCAUCUAUUACUGCAAAAUCUCUUUUGACCUCUUCAUCAAAUAAAGAAAUGAAUCAAGAGAUCCGUUUAAUUUCUUGUACAGGUGAGAGAAUGCAUGGAAUUAUUGCUAAAGUCUACCCCUCCACUAAAAUCACCACUUUUUUACCAGAACAUGAAAAUGGUUUAAGUAAUGAAUUUAGAUGCUACGCUAAUUUUGAAUGGAGGGGAUGGUCCUUUCAAAGUUGA